Molecule: messenger RNA, 910 nt
Organism: Lactuca virosa
Lineage: Eukaryota; Viridiplantae; Streptophyta; Magnoliopsida; Asterales; Asteraceae
Source: the annotation of a GenBank genome assembly
AAAAAAUUCGCUGAGUUCCAACAAGUCCACGUACCCUACAUUGGGAACGACACAAAUAGCAACACGUUCGGUCAUGUCGCUUACAACGCAAAUACGAACAUGUCGCUCAAAACCUUAUGUCAUGUCGAUUACAACUUAAUGAUCGUAUUAGCCCUCAAAGCGCCCUUUCUUCCUCACUGCGAAAUACCCAUCCAAUCUGCAACAACAAUCCGACCAUAUCAUCCCAAAACGAAAACCCAUAUGCUGAGAUCAUCCGAUUUACAUAUUGAAUCAAGAAGAACGAGGAAUCUAUCAACCCUCCACUGAUCAGAUCAUCAACUGCUGAAAUGAACCAGAUUGGAAAUUGCAAAAGUGAUUCCAACCAAAACUACCCACACAUGUCAAGGGCGAUAAUUGAAAUCGAUGAUGGAACCGGAACAAUUGGUGCAAGCAUUUCAACGCCAGAAAUUGAAAAGUUCAUUCAAUUAAACCCCAGUGAAAUCAAAGAUGCGGAAGAAAAUGAACAAAAUGUACAAGAUAUAAUUGCAAAAUCAAUUGGAUCAUUACCGCUUCUAGCAUAUGUAUGAUCAUAUCAGACAUCGAACCAAGAAAACUCUAUCACAAGAUUUGUCAUUGUCAAGGCACAUAGACUCCCAGAACAUCAAAACGAAAACAAACAACGGAUCCAACAAUCAAAUGAAGAUCAAACUUUGUCAACAACAAAACCACGUUUCCUAAACAAACACAGAAGCGAAACCAACAAGACAAUGGGAAAGCAAAAGAGAUAGAAACAUCGACAGUUGGCACAUCAAGACCAACAAAAAAAUGAAAUAGAAAUUGACAAUUAUCAAAUUUGAAUAAAAUUUCUGAACUAUAAUUAUAUUUGAUAGUGCUAAUUCCAUUUGUAUAUUAUAUUGAUCAUUUCCGCAUU